Molecule: messenger RNA, 1809 nt
Organism: Staurois parvus
Lineage: Eukaryota; Metazoa; Chordata; Amphibia; Anura; Ranidae
Source: the annotation of a GenBank genome assembly
AUGGCUUCUCUCAUCAAACUCUGUCCCUUUUACACUCGGGACCCCUCAGUUUUCCUGCGGGUGGCUAAACCUGCGAUCCUGCGCAGUGCAGAGCGUUGUCCAAUUUUGGUGUCACGCGCCUUGUCCACUACUGCAGCUAACCAGCAGAGGUCCAAAGACUCCACACCGCCUACUGGAAUCUCUUAUGGAGCCUCCAACCGACGCACCCUGGCUCAAGCAGCCCCACAAGCUGCCACCGCCAGUGCCAAGUGCCCUUUUUUUAUUGAGACAGAGAUGGAGAAGGAUGAGAGUAUUAUUGUCCAGAAAGCAGGGCCUGAAGUGCAGGAGGAUCUUAAAGCCUUCAAAACUGAAGUCCAGUCCAGCCUGAAGAAGAAGUUCCUUGGUACUCCAGUGAAAAAAGUGAACCUUGGAACUGGGGCUCCUCUCACCCCCACUCAUCUGAUCAAAGAAAACAUGACAGGUGGAGCUGCCUUUGGCUACGAUGAGUUCUUUGACCGGAGGAUUGAGGAGAAGAAGCAGGACUACACAUACCGGGUGUUCAAAACUGUGAACCGCAGGGCUGAAGCCUACCCAUUUGCUGAAGAUUUCUCUGACCUCCAGGGCAGCAAGAAGGAAGUGUCCGUUUGGUGCAGCAAUGACUACCUGGGCAUGAGCAGGCACCCUAAGGUGCUGCAAGCAAUUUCGGAGACUCUCAAUGAGCACGGAGCUGGAGCAGGUGGAACCAGGAACAUUUCGGGCACCAGCAAGUUCCACGUGGACCUGGAAUGUGAAUUAGCAGACCUGCACAAUAAGGAUGCGGCUUUGCUCUUCUCUUCAUGCUUUGUCGCCAAUGACUCCACUUUGUUCACAUUGGCAAAGAUGCUACCAGGUUGUGAAAUUUACUCUGAUGCUGGAAACCAUGCCUCUAUGAUCCAGGGCAUCCGAAACAGUGGAGUGGCUAAGUACGUUUUCCGCCAUAAUGACCCUGCCCACCUUGAAGAACUGCUCAAAGAGUCAGACCCAAAGACACCAAAGAUUGUUGCAUUUGAGACUGUCCACUCGAUGGAUGGUGCCAUCUGCCCUCUGGAAGAGAUGUGUGAUGUGGCACACAAGUACGGAGCUAUGACAUUUGUGGAUGAGGUGCAUGCAGUGGGUCUGUAUGGGGCUCGUGGUGCGGGUGUCGGAGAAAGAGAUGGAGUCAUGCAUAAGAUGGACAUUAUCUCUGGAACACUGGGGAAGGCCUUUGGCUGUGUUGGCGGCUAUGUAGCAAGCAGCGCUGCACUCAUAGACACAGUGCGUUCUUAUGCUGCCGGAUUCAUUUUCACUACCUCCCUCCCUCCCAUGGUGCUGGCCGGAGCUUUGGAGUCUGUACGUGUCUUAAAGAGUGAAGAGGGGCAAGCUCUCAGACGUGCCCACCAGCGAAAUGUCAAGCACAUGCGCCAACUUCUAAUGGACGCUGGACUGCCUGUCAUCAACUGCCCGAGCCACAUCAUCCCCAUACGGGUUGGGAAUGCCGCUGUGAACACCAGAAUCUGUGACAUGCUUCUGUCUGAGAACAACAUCUACGUCCAAGCCAUCAACUACCCAACCGUUCCCCGUGGAGAAGAAUUGCUGAGGCUGGCUCCCUCCCCUCACCAUACCCCUGCCAUGAUGAGCUACUUCGUAGAGAGCCUGGUAAACACAUGGAAGGAAGUCGGGAUGCCCUUGAAAUCACCAUCUGCUGCCGAGUGCAACUUCUGCCACCGCCCCCUGCACUUUGAUCUAAUGAGCGAGUGGGAGCGUACCUACUUUGGGAAUAUGGAGCCGAAAUACAUCACCAUGUACGCCUAA